This is a messenger RNA of Toxorhynchites rutilus septentrionalis, 1984 nucleotides long. Its product is annotated as PHD finger protein 7-like. The record is from RefSeq and is a predicted model, not a curated record. Lineage: Eukaryota; Metazoa; Arthropoda; Insecta; Diptera; Culicidae. Gene Ontology annotation, cellular component: nucleus. The coding region runs from base 125 to 1714 and encodes 529 amino acids. The transcript has 3 exons.
GUCGAAUAACAUUUGUAUUUUGUUGACAUAUGAAAACGAAUAAUAUCGAAAAUAUAUUUGUUAAUGAUUACCACUGAUCAAGAUUGGUUUUAUAAGAUAUUUUGUACCAAACACUCUCGGAACGAUGAAUCUCAAUGAAGAUUUCUUGGAAGAAGAAGAUUAUUUCUAUGUUGGACUUGAUCGGCUCCGCUUCAUCUGCUGUCGUUGCUGUUCACGCUAUACGCCGUUUCUUUUCCAUCUACCUCCAAGCGAGGAUCUUGCAAAUUUUGCGGGUGGACUCCAGAAAGAUCAACUGACGUUCUGCCCUGGGUGCCUGCCACAAGCAAAACAGUUAUUAAACUUUUAUUCAGUAGCAGAUGAGAGCGCCGUACUCAACUUUCGUCUUAUCGAGCUAAUGAAAGGAUUUGAGUAUUCAAAUCCUUACUUUCGCAAAUAUGCACGACUACCGCGGUUGUUAAUAACGAUCGAUUCUAAUGCAAAUUCGGUUAAUUUUAAUGACCUUGAAUGUUUAGAACCAUCCUUAAGAUUAGAAAAACUGCAACACCUACUCCCUCAAAUUCACCGUACCGAUAACAUGAAAUAUUCGGGAUUACAAGAAAUAUUGGAUGUGCUUACUGUUAAAAGCAGAGAAAUUCGAGACUUCUACAAUGAACAAAAAAUAGUACCGGCAUCUACAUCCACCAUUCAGAAUACAAUCUGUACCUAUUCUAAUGAUGCAACUCAGGACAUGGAAGAGAGCAGCAAGCACUCUGAAUCUCAAAAUAAUAAUGAAUCAACACAAGUACUUGAACCCGGCCCGACAUCAUAUAUCGCAGCGGAUUCACGUUUCAAAUUAACCGUCCUCAGUUCGGAUGCGACGCACGUUUGCGAUAUUUGUUUGUUGUCUGAGAAAAACAGUUUAAAGUACGGCGAGUUUAUAGAAAAGCAACAGCAAAAACGAACACUCCGAUGUCAUUAUUUUUGUCUUCUAUCCGGUACAUAUAUAUCCCAGAAAGGAGGGGAUAAAGCAGGAAUUCUCGGCUUUCUACUGAAAGACAUUAACGAUUCAUUCAAAAUGUAUCGUGAUAAGAUUUGCAGUUAUUGCAACUGUCGCUCAGCUGCCAUCAAAUGCUGUGAAACAAAUUGCGAACGUUGGUUUCACUAUAUAUGCGGAUACAAAAACAAUUGCUUGACGCAGUUCGUGGGAGCCUUCGUUUCAUACUGCCAUGAACAUCAUCCUGUUCGUCACGAUGAACCACACGAAGAAGAUGAUUUGUGCUGGAUUUGCUGGGAAGCGAUGGAUAUUGAUAAUCCUAUAUCGAGUAUUCGGUCGAUUUGUGAACCAAACAGUAAAGAAGCCUCACAACCCGAUAUUGCGUGGUAUCAUCGAGAGUGUUUACAGCGGUUCGCAUUUGAGGCUGGUUAUUACUUCAAGUGUCCCAACUGUUUCGACAAGAGCUUCGCGGACCAUGCGAGACUGCACGGAGUUUUUGUGCCAUUGCGCGACGCAAGUUGGGAGUUAGAGCAGGGUGCCUUCAAGAAUAUUCACAAACGCAACUGCACUGCUGAAGAUUGCAAAUUGGCAAAUGCUAGAAUUGGUCGAAAACGUACCCAACUGGUGGGAUGUAAGGCAUGCGGUGGGGGAACUAUGCACAUGGAAUGCGCCGGGGUGGACGACCCGAAUGAAUUUAUAUGCGCGGAAUGUAUGGAUGCUACGUUCAUUAAACUGUUUUAGUUGAACGAUCUUGUUAUUGAAUUCAUUAUGAAACAAAAGGGGAAACCCUCAGAGAAAAACUCCUUCAGAAACAUCAGUUUUAAUAUGACAGAGACAAAGCAACCUAAGGCUAAAAACCUCUUCGAUAAAAAAAAGAAUUCGCCCAGCUCAAUAGACCAAGUAUUCACUGGUUGCCGUUGACAACCAAUGUUUUUGUUAAAUCAAAUUUUUCGCCCUGUUAUACCCAAUAAAAGAAAAUCGAGGAAAGUAUGGCUGAUUUAGAUUACCCUG